UUUUUUAUUAAGUAUAAUUGCUCUAUUAGCAAAAUGUCAGAUGACGAGACAGAUGAAGACUACAAUGAAUUUAUCAAAGAAUAUGGAUUGAGGUAUGAAUGGGAUAAUGAAGGAAAUCCUGAAUUUAUACCAGAGUGGCAAGACUGGAAAGAUCUAUUUUGCGAAAUCAAAAUUUAUUGGAAGACAAAGGCAGUCAGGCAUUGGGGGGAGAAAAUAUUUAAACGAUUUGUAUAUAGUCUGCCCAGUGUAAGAAAUCCAACAUCACUAUUCCAUGUACUCUUACAAUCUGAUGCUAUUUAUCUUCCACAAAUAUUGAGCCUAAUAGGAUUGCCAUAUUAUCCGCUUGAACUUCGAUCAGAAAUAUGGCCAAAUGAAUCUGGAUUUUAUCAUGUUCAUGAUCUUGAUAAAGUGGUAGAAAUGCUUAUUCAGACGGAAAGGGGAAAUGCACCUGAUUUUAUUACUGUGCCUGAUUUUACUACUGCAUUUAGUGAUUAUCUUAGACAGGCUAGCAAUGUUCAGAUUUCGACCUAA
Rhizophagus irregularis DAOM 181602=DAOM 197198 is the source of this 531-nucleotide messenger RNA. RefSeq lists its product as uncharacterized. The record is from RefSeq and is a predicted model, not a curated record. Lineage: Eukaryota; Fungi; Glomeromycota; Glomeromycetes; Glomerales; Glomeraceae.